Molecule: messenger RNA, 835 nt
Organism: Diorhabda sublineata
Lineage: Eukaryota; Metazoa; Arthropoda; Insecta; Coleoptera; Chrysomelidae
Gene: RpL24-like
Product: probable ribosome biogenesis protein RLP24
Exons: 3
Coding region: 77-592 (171 amino acids)
Biological process (GO): ribosomal large subunit biogenesis
Cellular component (GO): nucleolus
Source: RefSeq, a predicted model, not a curated record
GUCAACAACGUCCUUUUAAUGGUGCAAUCAAAAUAAGAUAAUGCACGUGUAAAACAUAAAAUAAUAUAGUAUAAAAAUGCGUAUCGAAACUUGUUAUUUCUGUUCUUCCAGGAUAUACCCAGGACAUGGAAUCCAAUUUGUCCGCAACGAUUGCAAGAUAUUUAAGUUUUGUCGUUCCAAAUGCCACUCGGCGUUCAAAAAGAAAAAGAAUCCUCGUAAAGUAAAAUGGACCAAAGCAUACAGAAAAACCGUCGGUAAAGAAUUAACCAUAGACCCUUCAUUCGAAUUCGAGAAACGUAGGAACGUUCCAGUUAAAUACAACAGAGAAACUUGGUCUAAAGCGGUCGAAGCGAUGAAAAAAAUAGAAAAAAUCAAACAAAAAAGACAAGGUACUUAUAUCAUGCAAAGGUUACGUAAAGGUAGAGAAAUUGAACAGGAAAGGGACAUCAAGGAAGUACAAAGAGAUCUAUCGCUUAUUAGGUCACCAGCGGCGGGUCUUAAAGAAAGAAAACAAGAGGAAACGGAGGAUCAUAGAGAAAGCGACGAAGAAAUGGAAGGAAUCGUUGAAGAUGGAGGAGAAGUUACGUUAUAAUCAAUUUUCAUAUAUUUAUACUAUAAAAUAAUAUACACAAUAUACACAAAGUGUACACCAGAAUUCGUUGUGGAUAAGCAGUAGUAGUGAUAAGUGACUUUUGGUGUAGAAAUCGGGAAAUUUGAGGUUAUGUUUGACGUAAGGAAGAAAUGAAAGGAAUUAUACAAGAUGGUGGAGAAUUUCCAUAUAUUUAUACAGUAAAAUGUCGGUUAUUUUAUAAAAAAAUAUAAGUAUUUUUAAAUG